AUGGCAACCCUUGUUGCUACUCCUUCACGCAUUCCGGGUCUCGACAGCGCCUUGGAGAUCAAAGACUUACAGAAAAGUCGCGAUGCCUAUAAUGGGCUACUCGACGAUGCGGAACAGCCACCCGUCUCAGAGGAACAUAUGCAAAAGCUUGCAGCGCUCUUCGUCCGCCAUAACGCUCACAAGACUCUUGGUGUCCAUUUGAUUCAUAGCCACUUCAAGACACCAGAGAAUACUGUCAUGCUGGGCAGCAACUUCGAAAAUCCUUGUGGCCGUUGGACCAAGGUGACGGAAAUCGACGCCGUCGACCUCAGCAUUGUCCAUGGACAUAUUUUCGUUCUCACGAGUGAUGGCUUCAUCGCAUACGAGUACCAGGACGGACCCAUGCCUGACCUGUCAAGUGUUGGAAAGGAGUUCUUCGCUGACUUCAUCGAUUACCUCACCACAAACGACCUUACGAAUCUCCUCGGCCUCCAGGUUCUUAUUGAUGGCGUGGACCAAACCAUGUGGGAGCUCAUCCUCGACCAAGGGACUGUCAUGUUGGAUGCAGCAGUCGUACGCGGCUGCUCACCGACCCGAAUUACCGGUUGGAGGUUUGAAGCCAGGGAUGGGCAGCCGCGUGUAUGUCAGGCAAACGAGGAGCACGCUAAAAUGACUUCGGGCAACCACAAGGUUUUCAAUGCUGGGAAACCUCUACCUAAACUAAGUGAUGUCGACGACCUUAAGAAGGCUCUCAUCAAUGUGGAAAUUCUUUGA
Exophiala oligosperma is the source of this 753-nucleotide messenger RNA. RefSeq lists its product as uncharacterized. The transcript is spliced from 2 exons. Bases 1 to 753 code for a protein of 250 amino acids. The record is from RefSeq and is a predicted model, not a curated record. Lineage: Eukaryota; Fungi; Ascomycota; Eurotiomycetes; Chaetothyriales; Herpotrichiellaceae.